Messenger RNA from Onthophagus taurus, 1781 nucleotides. RefSeq lists its product as uncharacterized. Gene Ontology annotation, cellular component: cytoplasm. The record is from RefSeq and is a predicted model, not a curated record. NCBI's taxonomy places the organism in Eukaryota, Metazoa, Arthropoda, Insecta, Coleoptera, Scarabaeidae.
AUAUUUUUAUAAAUCCUAGCCAUACGCCUUUUUUAAUCGCACCCGUUAUCGUUAUUUUACCAUGUAAAUCGAUUAAUUGCGUUCCGCAUUAACAUUUCUUAGCAAUUACAACAAUUUUAAUGAUUUAAAUAAAAAGGUUAUUAAACCUACUUGUGACGUGUCUAUAUUUUUGUUAAACAAUUUCUUUGUUGUUUUUUGUAUAUUUUUUAUGCUUUACACGUUGCCUAUUUUCGAAAGGAAGAGAAAGUCCUCCUUUAAUCAUUCUCAGGUAGCGGAUCAGACAGCUUUUUUUAUACGAUUUUUAAUUUAGUACGUAUUGAAUCGCGAACAAUGAACCAUGUGAUAAAACUGUGAUUAAGAACAAAAAACAAUGAGUACCGACGAAGAGGAGCAUUCUCCUGGUUAUUUCGAAGAUCCAUAUUUUAAUCCUCAAGUUGCAACAAGUACUCCUAGUUUAGACGAAUUUCUCGAGGACGAUUUAGACGAAGAAACCGAAUUAGACAACGAAUUGGAGCUGUUCGAUUUGCGCCAAUUAGAUUUUGAUGAAUUACCAUGUAAUAGUUUACAUAACGGUGCUGGUGAUGACUUUUUAAAUGUUGAAGCUGAAUUUUUUAAUGUUAAACGAGCUAACGCUGUUAUUCGAGCGUUUUUCAGAAGAAAACGGAUACAAAAGCAAGUUCGUGUAACUUACUGUGAUCUAUCAAAACCUUAUCUAGUUAAAUUACCUAAAGAUAGCAACUUUAGGAGGUAUUUAGAUAUUAGUAAUGGGAAUGAAGAAGCUAUGGCAAUGGGAGAUGGAUCUUUACCUCCAGCAGAUCUUUCCCAUUUAACACCCGAAGAAAAAUUAAAACAAGAAGAAGAAUGGAGAACGGAAUUGGCUGUAAUAGAAGACGAUAUCGCAACGUUACGCACUGUUUUAUCGAUGAAAAUGAAACGUAGCGCCGAAUUGAAACGCAAUUUAGGCAUCACAGUUUGGAAAGAACUCACCGAAGAUGUUAAUCAGGGUAUUAAAAAUGUCAAAGAAAGCAAUGUUUACCAAACUGUUGAGACUAAGGUUGGUCAAGUCACAAAAGCUGUAACUGAUGCUCCAAUAUAUCAAAAAACAACGUCGCUAAUCGGAGGUAUUACCGGGAACAUUACCAAUAAAAUAGGUCAAAUGAGGCAUUCAGAAUCAUUUAAAUCUUUUGAAGAAAAAGUUGGUUCAGCAUAUGAAAACGUAAAGUUUUAUUUGCAGACGAAAGUGGGAACUACAGUGUCUCGUUCGGGAUCUCAACAGAGUUUAGAUGAUGAUAAUUUGCGUUCUCGAUCGAGUUCAGUUGCGACGAGUCCAACUAUUCACGAAGAGAAGCCGAUUGCGUAAGGAAUCAAAAAGCCAAGAAAUCCGCCCCUUUCGGCCACAGAUGCCUUGUACGCUUCAAAAUACACCCCUAAAUUCCGUAUAUUCUUUCUUAAUGUUUAGUAAAUCGAUGCUGGGAUUUAAAAAAAUAAUAAUAAUAAUAAAGGAGGUACUAAUUAACAUAAAAAUAAUAAUAAAAUGAUGAAUAAGUUUCUAAAAAAUAUAUGUAGAGAUUGAAGAAAGCGAUUGUGUUUGUUUCAACUGUGUCGGGUUGGAAAGGAAGAAGACGUAAAUGGGUUUAGCAGAUUAUUUUCUUUUUGGAUUUCUGUUUAAAAAUAAAAGCGGUUGUAUUGUUUACUUAAUUAUUAUUGUUUAGUAAUACGAAUAUUAUAAUGGUAUUUUAUAAAAUGCUAAUGAAUAAAUAUUUUUCUUGGUUAGCUUAAAA